Ictidomys tridecemlineatus (thirteen-lined ground squirrel) is the source of this 1580-nucleotide messenger RNA. NCBI's taxonomy places the organism in Eukaryota, Metazoa, Chordata, Mammalia, Rodentia, Sciuridae. The record is from RefSeq and is a predicted model, not a curated record.
AUGUCUCCCCCCAGUCCUGAGGAUAUCCCCCAGGAGCCAGAGUUCUUGAGUGACAAGAAGAAAAGAAAGUGGCUACAGCAAGAGCCCAUUAUCCAGGCCCUCACCAGGGCUGGCCACCGGGCUCUGAAAGCUGGUCAGAACCACGAGGCCUUGAGCAACUUCCAGAAGGCUUUCCUCCUGGCCUGUGAGGCCCCACGAACCAGAAACACCCCUGUGCUUCGGGCCUGCGCCUUCAACCUGGGGGCUGCCUAUGUGGAGACUGGGGACCCAGCCAGAGGCCUUGAGCUGCUCCUUGGAGCCCAACCUGAGGAGAAGGCACAGAGCACGUGUCAUGGUGACCAGUGUUUCAACGUGGCUUUGGCUUACCAUGCCCUGGGUGACCUGCCCCAAGCCUUGAACUGGUAUCACAAGGCCCUGAGUCAUUACCAGCCACAGGGUGACCAGGGGGAAGCCCAAGCAAAGAUGGGAGCCUGCUACCAAGCCCUGGGACAGCCCGAGAGAGCAGCCCAGUGCCUGAAGGAAGCAAGCCAAGCCUACGCCGAAGCUGGCCGGCCUCGGGCUGCAGCCCUGGCACUGGGGGCUGCGGCGGGGUGUAUGCUCAAGAGUGGGCGGCACGGGGUGGGUGAGGUGGUGCAGGCGCUGGAGGGGAGCCGGAGACUGGCCAAGAGGAGCACCAAGCAGGGGCUGCUGGGACAGCUCUAUAACGAUCUAGGCCUGGGCUACUCCCAGCUCCAGCUGUUCCCUCUGGCCGUGGAGACCUUCCUUCAGGCCCUUUCCCUGUGCCAGAGGCCAGGAGAGCAGGCCACUGUGCUAAGGAACCUGGGGAUGGCCCACAAUGCCCUUGGCAACUAUCAGGAAGCCCGGCAGUUUCACCAGAAGGCUGCUGACCUCCAUGGCUCUUUGGGGCAGCGGUGGGAGCAGGGACGAAGCUUUGGCAGCCUGGCAUUUGCCCUGAGCCAGCUGGGGGACCACAGGGCCGCCAGGGACAACUAUCUGCAUGCCCUGCUGGCUGCCCAGGAUGCUGGGGACACGAAGGGGCAGUGGCAGGCCUACGAGGGUCUUGGGGCUGCUGCAGCCAGACUGGGACAAUAUGACCAGGCUUUGAAGUACUAUAAGGAAGCGCUGAUACAGUGUCAGAAGGAGCCAGAUUCUGUGCGGGAACGGCUGGUGGCCAAGCUGGCAGAUGCCAUGAAGACCCACUUGGCCCAGGUGGGACUGGUCCAGGUUCACCCAUCGAGCUUUCUCUUUCCCACCAUGAUGUUCCUUGGUCCAAGACCCAGGACCCAUCUUCCAUUUGGAGGUUUGGGUGCCCCUAGAGAGUACUCUGGUAUCCUGAUACCCAAUGGCUCCCAAGCCAAUAGGUCAGCCAGGCGGCCCAGGGAAGCCCUCCACAAGAACCCUCAGAGGAGAGUCACCCAGUCUGGCUUCUGCAUAAUCAUGUGACCUGCACCCUGCUCGCUGCAGCCCUCACCUCUGCAGGACUCCUCAACACACACACUUCAUAGACUUCUGGGGACUGAGCCUCUUCCCAAAUCAUUGAACCCUGUAUGGAAAUAGAACAACACAGUCACUGAGUGGAC